UGGAGUGAUCAGGGGACAAGCUGUGAGGCCCAGGCAGGGCCUGGGGCGGGAAAAUGGCAGGUGGGGGCGGUGACCUCAACGCCAGGAUGUCUGCAGAAGACCAGAACGUAGAGGAGAGGGUUAUCUAUGAGACUAUAUUCAAUCACUUCAAAAGAAAUAAGGUGGAGAUUUCGAAUGCAAUAAAAAAGACAUUUCCUUUUCUUGAGGGGCUCCGUGACCGUGAACUCAUCACAAAUAAAAUGUUUGAAGAUUCUCAAGAUUCUUGUAGAAACCUGGUCCCUGUACAAAGAGUGGUCUACAAUGUUCUCAGUGAACUGGAGAAGACAUUUAACCUGACAAUUCUGGAAGCAUUGUUCAGCGAGGUCAACAUGCAGGAAUACCCUGAUUUAAUUCAAGUUUAUAAAAGCUUCGAAAAUGCAAUUCAAGACAAAUUGUACCCCCACGAAAGUGAUGACGAAGAGAGAGAGGGGAGGUCUGACAUCCACCUAAGCCUUGAACAAGGAUCUGUUGAAAACUCUUUACCAAGCCUGACCUGGUCACAAUCAGAUCCCUCGUCCUAUGCUGGUACAACCCCAGCUGAAAAUGGACCCUCGGAGAGCCUCUGUGAGACAGAACAGAUAAAGGCAAAGCGGAAAGAUACAACCAGUGACAAAAAUGAUGCACUAGGAAGCCAACAAGCAAGUAGACAAUGUGCCCAAGAGUCUGAGCCAGCAGAAAUCCGCGAACAGGUAGCUGUCCAAGUGAAUAAUGGAGAUGCAAGAAGUGAGACGCCCAGCCCACUGCCCUGUGCUGAAAAAAGGGCAGAGCUACCCAGCCACGGAGUCCAAAUAAAUUCUUGUUCUGUGCUUCUGGUGGAUAUAAAGAAGGAACCACCAACUUUGUACCCAGCUGAGCAGCAAGCCCAAGCAGGGGUUAAACACAACCAAGCAUCUGACAUAAUAGUCAUCAGCAGUGAGGACUCUGAAGGACCCAGUGACGGAGAAGAGCCCCCCAAAGCCUCCACCUCAGCACUGCCAAGUGAGCCUGUGAUCAAUAACUAUGACUCUUGGCAAUCAAGUGAGGGAGAAGAGGACCUAGAAGAUACUUACAUACUACCCCAGACUGCAUCAGGGAUGAGAUAUAAGGAGGAAUCUUCAGAAUCCACGGACAGUGAGUUGAUCCCAGGACCCUGCAACUCAGCACUGAGAAGUAAGCAUGAUCCUGUGGAUAUUCGGGGCACGCAAAAUAGGAAAAGACGGUUCAGCAGUGAUUCUUUUCCAGAGCUGAAUAACGAAGAAGAGCCUCAGGAAACCUCGAGCUCAGCCCUAAGAAGAGGGUCAGGAGCAAAGCUACAAGAACCUGAAAAUGAGAAGUGUACCUGUGUCAUGUGUUUUCCAAAAGGUGUGCCAGGAGGCCAGGAAGCAAGGACUGAAAGUAGCCAAGCAUCUGACAUGAUGGUUACCAUGGAUGUUGGAAACAAUCCUACUUUGGGAAAACACAGUAAGAAAAGAAGUAAGAGUCCAAGAAUUCCCAGAGAUAGAAAUAUUAACUUUCAAAGUCCUGAACUUCCCGUGACCUGUGGUAAGGCGAAGGGGACUCUGUACAAGGAUAAAUUGAAACAAGGAGCCUCGGAGAACUGUGUACAGAGUGAGGAUGGAAGGUGGUUCACCCCCAGGAAAUUUGAAAUUGAAGGAGGCUACGCAGCUUCCAGGAACUGGAAGCUGAGCCUUCGCUGCGGAGGGCAUUCCCUGAAGCACCUGAUGGAGAGGGGAUUUUUACCGUGCCCACCAAGAACGAGAAAACAGCGGAAAACACUGAAGCCGCGCAACAGAACCUUAGCUGAACCUUGUCCGGAAAACUCAAAUGUAUGUGAGGUGUGCAGGAUGUGGGGACGGCUGUUCUGCUGCGAUACUUGUCCAAGAUCCUUUCAUGAGAACUGCCACAUCCCAUCCGUGGAAACUGAGAGGAAUCCAUGGAGUUGCACCUUCUGCAUGACAAAGUCUAUCCAGGAAACGUGCCCAAAGAGCCAACCAUGUCAUCAGGAAUCCGAGGUCCUGAUGAGGGAGAUGCUGCCUGCGGAACAGUUGAAAUGUGAGUUGCUCCUCUUGAAGGUCUAUUGCUGUCCCAAAAGCUCCUUUUUUGUCUCAGAACCAUCUUAUAGUAGAGAGGGGUCUCAGGGACCACAGGAGCCCAUGUGGUUAGACAAAAUCAAGAAAAGGCUGAAUGAGAAGGUGUACCCCCAAGUGGAGGGGUUUGUGCGGGACAUGCGCCUCAUCUUUCAGAACCACCGGAUGGUUUACAGGGGCAAUAAAUGCAUCAGUCUGGGACUUCAACUAGAGGACAUCUUUGAGAAGGAUUUCAAAAACAUUUUUGCAGUUCAGGAAACAAGCAAGACCAGUUCUCAGUUUGGACACAUUGUUAUGCUAAUGUAGCCCAGUCCUAUUUCCCCCUUCAGGCCUUCAGGGUGCCACCUAGCUACCAGGGUGCCACCUAGUUACCAGGGUGCCAACGUCCCACUAAUAUGCCUAUUCCUGUGCAAACAACAUACAGUAUCACGCUUUUUUUCCCCACGUUUU
This is a messenger RNA of Cynocephalus volans (Philippine flying lemur), 2555 nucleotides long. RefSeq names its product SP100 nuclear antigen (gene SP100). Gene Ontology annotation, molecular function: protein binding; DNA binding; DNA-binding transcription factor activity, RNA polymerase II-specific. Gene Ontology annotation, cellular component: nucleus. Gene Ontology annotation, biological process: regulation of transcription by RNA polymerase II. The transcript is spliced from 24 exons. Bases 54 to 2411 code for a protein of 785 amino acids. The record is from RefSeq and is a predicted model, not a curated record. NCBI's taxonomy places the organism in Eukaryota, Metazoa, Chordata, Mammalia, Dermoptera, Cynocephalidae.